Molecule: messenger RNA, 2643 nt
Organism: Thyridium curvatum
Lineage: Eukaryota; Fungi; Ascomycota; Sordariomycetes; Thyridiales; Thyridiaceae
Exons: 2
Coding region: 1-2643 (880 amino acids)
Molecular function (GO): hydrolase activity; glutamine synthetase activity
Source: RefSeq, a predicted model, not a curated record
AUGGCGUCGUAUCUGGGUGGCAGGAAUGCCCGCGGCGUCACCAAAGCCCAGCUCGACGAGGUGUGCCGCGUUAUCCGGAGCACCCCGAUCAUCGACAACCAUGCUCACCCCCUGCUCAAAACCGAGAUGCUCAGCCGGAAGCCCCUGCUGAACAUGGCCACAGAGGCCCACGGGGACGCCAUCCACGCCACGACCACCAGCCUGGCCCACCACCGCGCCGUGAAGCAGCUCGCCUCCGUCCUCGACUGCGGGCCGACGUGGGAGUCGGUCGUGGCGGCGAUCGAGCAGAAGCGCAUCGAGUGCCCGGACGACUGGGUGUCCGAGUGCCUCGACGGCAUCGAGACGAUCCUGCUCGACGACGGCCUCGACGACGAGGACGACGUGUACGACUACGCGUGGCACAACAACUUCACGCGCGGCGGCAGCUGCAAGCGCAUCGUCCGCAUCGAGGCCGUCGCGACCGAGAUCAUCGACCGCCACGGCCGCGCCUUUGACCAGGACGGCCCGGACGUCGACGACGUCUUCGACAACAUGCUCGAGGAGUUCGACACCCAGAUCAAGCAGGCGAUCGCCGACCCCGAGGUCGUCUCGUUCAAGUCGGUCAUCUGCUACCGCACGGGGCUGAAGGUGCCUAAGGUUGUCGACAUCGCCGCGGCGAGAGAGUCGUUUGCCGACAUCAUGAUGGGCUACGAGGAGAGCGGCAAGUUCAAGCGGCUCCAGCACGAGGGCCUCAACGACCUGUUCGUCCACCACACCGCCGUCCUGAUCCGGCAGAGCCAGGCCCGCCACAAGAAGCCGAUCCAGUUCCACACGGGGCUCGGCGACAACGACAUCACCCUCGCCAAGGCUUCGCCGUCGCACCUGCAGGAGUUCAUCCGCGCCUACCCGACCGUGCCGAUGGUGCUCCUGCACGCCAGCUACCCCUUCACGCGGGAGGCCGGGUACCUGGCCAGCGUCUACGCCAAUGUCUACGCCGACAUUGGCGAGGUCUUUCCCUUUGUCAGCCGGGACGGGCAGGAAGGCGUCAUCAGGCAGAUCCUGGAGCUCUGCCCGUGGUCCAAGAUCCUCUGGAGCACAGACGGACACUGGUUCUCGGAAACGUACCUGCUGGCGGUCAUGCAGGUCCGCGAGUGCUUGGAGACGGUGCUGUGCGAUUACGUUCGAAAAGGGCACUUGGGCUGGCGGGCGGCGGUCCAGCUGACGAGAGACGUCUUCUUCAACAACUCGAAUAAACUCUACCAGCUGGAGCUCGAGUUCGAGGAGCUUGACAGCGACGGCCUCACGACGCCGGGAAGCGCGCCAGAUGGCAGGCGGACGGACCUCGAGGUGUUGGAGUUCUUCAUGAGGGGUCGCGAGAUUCCCGAUUUUGUGCGGAUCUCCUGGCUCGAUUACACGGCGACCCCUCGCAUGCGCAUGGUGCCGUACGGUCGAUUUGUCAGUCUGCUCGAGGAGGGAAAGCCGGUCGACAUUGGCAUCACAAAGGCCGCGCUCGGUCUGCUGCAGAAUGACACGAUGGUUCAGGGAGCGAGUGCGACAGGAGAGUACAGGAUACAUCCGGACUUUUCGUCCCUGAAGCCGGGGCCGAUUCAGGGGCACAUCAGCAUGUGCGGCGAGUUCCGUGAGAAAGACGGGUCCCGGGUCGCCCUGUGCCCACGCUCGCAGCUGAUUCGCGCCACGGAACUGGCCCUCCAGCAGGAGCUCAAGUUUCUCAUCGGGUUUGAAAUAGAGUUUCUCCUCGUCCAGCGCACCGGGACCGGGUCGGACAGGCGAUACGAGACCCUGACCAACGACGGCCACUCUUGGUCUACGUCACACUACUUCGCCGACCCCAAGGUCUCGGCUCUGCUCAAGAGCAUGGCCACCGACCUGAACAGCAUGGGAAUCCAAGUCGAGCAGAUCCACACCGAAAGCGCGGCCGGGCAGUUCGAGCUCACACUCGCUCCGCUGCCGCCGGUCGAGGCCGUCGACACCCUCGUACACGCGAGAGACGUCAUGUCGGCCCUCGCCGUGGCCGCAGGCUACAAGAUGACGCUGCACCCCAAGCCGUUUGCCCACGCGGCCGGGACGGCCGCGCACGUGCACAUGUCCAUCGCGAGCCCCCACGGCGACAGGCCCAAGGUGUACGAAGCGUUCUACGCCGGCAUCCUCCGGCACCUGCACGCCCUCACGGCCUUCACGGCCAGCAGCCCGGCCAGCUACGAGCGGCUCGCGGACAGCGUGUGGGCGGGCGGGCGGUGGGUGGCCUGGGGCACGCAGAACCGCGAGGCGGCGCUGCGCAAGAUCGAGGGCAGCCACUGGGAGCUCAAGUCGAUGGACGGCCUGGCCAACCCGUACAUGGCGCUCGGUGCCGUGCUGCUGGCCGGCGCGGCCGGCGUCGUGCGCGGCGAGGAGAUGGUCUGGCGCGACUGCGAGCUCGACCCGGCGCGCAUGACGGACAACGACAGGCGCGAGAUGGGCGUGCGCGACCGGCUGCCCGAGUCCCUGGGGCAGGCGCUCGAGGCCCUGCGCGCCGACGGGGACCUGGUCAAGAUCAUCGGCCCGGAGGUGGUGGAGAGGUACGUCGCUGUCAAGGAGGCCGAGGCCAGGAUGCUGGCCGAGAUGGGGGAGGAGAAGAGGCGCGAGUGGAUUAUGGAGCGGUAUUGA